Messenger RNA from Hyaloperonospora brassicae, 525 nucleotides. The record is from the annotation of a GenBank genome assembly. Lineage: Eukaryota; Oomycota; Peronosporomycetes; Peronosporales; Peronosporaceae.
AUGAAGCUGUUCACGUCCAAGAAUGAUCAGAAUAGUUCGUGGCCUGAAUACUGUCUCUACAUGGUUGCAGUGAGCUACACGUGUAGAAAAGGCGCCAAAGCGCGGGUACUUGACAACAUAGUAUACUAUGCGUCCGCGGAUCUGUCGCCGGUGCUCAUAGCAAAGUUAAACGUAAACCUCAUCGGCUACUUGCGCGAAGCGGAGAUCAAGGAAACGCGCACGUGCCAUGACUGCAAGAAUCAGGGGUAUUUUACAGAUGGACUGCCGAUACAAGAAGAAGGAGAAAAGGACAAAGAAGACAACGAAGAUGUGCUACUGCUGGAAAUGAACAACAGCCGAGCAGAUGCGAGCACCGACUGGAUCCUUGACAGCGGUGCCAGCCGCCACAUCGUGAGUAACGAUCGUUUACUCAUCGACAGUAAGCAGUACAACGACGAGAUUUCUCUUGCUGUCAACACGAAGCUCGUGCUCACGAAGGUUGGACUGGCCCUCCUGUUUGUGACAGCACGCGGCGAGCAGCUUUAG